AAACAAACAACCAUGGAUGAUAUGCAAACAGAACCAUCGCAAACCAGCCCAACCAUAGAACCAAUCCGCUUCCGCGCCGGCAAAAAGAGAAAAGCCUACCGACAAAGAGCUACAGCAGCAGCAGAAGAAGAAGAUGAUGGAAACAAUGGCGCAACGACGGCGAUCUCGCCUGCGCCGGUGAUGCCAGCCGUGUCGUCGAAUCCGAAAGAUGUCGAUCCGGAACGAGAUGCAGACGAUACAGCUGCGGAAGCGCAGAACCCUGCAGAAGGCGAUUCCGAUAUGGACGUAAAUAACGACGACGGCGACGAUCAAACCGCGGAAGAAUCCGCCGUGGCGGCAGCUCUGCGCCUUCGCAACGCUCGACGGGCAGCAUCUCGUCGGGGAGGCGUGGGAUUUCGAUCAGAAGGACGGUCGGCACACGACGAAGAAGACUCGGAGCAUGCCUUGGUCCUACGAGAUCAGGGCAAAGAAGUCGCAGCGGCGCAAGAUCGCGUCGUGGGCGGCAUCACGAACCGCUUCAUGCAUCAGACCGGCCUCCUCACCAUCCUGGACGACUCACACAUGAAUGCAUACAUAGAAUCCCGUUUAGCUAGUCGCAACGCCGCCAACACACCCCAAGGCGCAUCAUCAUCACCAUCAUCAUCCUCGCAGCAGCAGCUCCCUCCUCUAUCUUCCACGGAUCUCCAAAAUUACAAUGCGAUAUCGUCAUCGAAUCCAGCGGAUAAGUGGCGAGAUCAGCCCACCCGCCACGGCAAACUCGUCGAAGUCGACACAACGAACCUUCGCGACCACCAAAUGAACAACGACAAGCGCCGCCGCGUCGACACCGACACUGCCAAACCUGCUCCUCAUCGCCGAGGGCGCAACCGCCGCAACAGCGAGGACAUUGCGCGCGAUGCCAUGGUUGAGCAAUUCCUCCACGAAAAUCGACUCGAUGUCUACGAAGUCCCCACCGCCUCCUCCAUGUCAGCAGCCGCCUCCUCUUCAGCCCCCGGCGCAGACCCCUCCGCCGACGACCGCCUCGCCGAACAGUUCCGGCAGCAAUACUACGACGAGAUGGCCCUGCGCCGCAAGAGGAAGCGCCCCGCGGCGACGCAGCAGCAGAAGCAGCAGCAGCAGUCGGCGGAUGUCCUCAAAGGUCCCAAGCUUGGUGGCAGCCGGAACCAGAGAGCUGCUGUCAGAAACAUACUGUUGCAGCAGGAGAAGGACAAGAAGGGCAAAUAGCUUGGAAGCGUGUGGCUCUUUGUGUUGCAGCAGCAACGGUGGUAAUAAUCAAAUGAGCAUAAUUGAUCACUUACGAGUUAAUAAGGACGGACAAUUGGGAAUUAUAUCGACAGUACAAGAAUAAAACUGGGCGAAAUAAAAAAAUUUAGCGUAUAUAAAUAAUUUGG
Molecule: messenger RNA, 1391 nt
Organism: Trichoderma asperellum CBS 433.97
Lineage: Eukaryota; Fungi; Ascomycota; Sordariomycetes; Hypocreales; Hypocreaceae
Biological process (GO): mRNA splicing, via spliceosome
Cellular component (GO): spliceosomal complex
Source: RefSeq, a predicted model, not a curated record